Strongylus vulgaris is the source of this 409-nucleotide messenger RNA. The record is from the annotation of a GenBank genome assembly. NCBI's taxonomy places the organism in Eukaryota, Metazoa, Nematoda, Chromadorea, Rhabditida, Strongylidae.
UUUCAGUGCUGUGCACCCGGAUGCGCUCAAAUUCCGCAUCUGCUUUAACUUCAUCAGCGGCGAAGCUACUCCUCACUUCGACGAGCUACUUAUCAGCCUACUGCGGUCUAUCAUCUCAGAGGAAUUCAUAGAAAAACAUCCUUAUGAAUGGGACGAGUUGCGCAACGUUUUACCGUUGAAACUUGAAGAACGACUUGUGGAAGAGGAUGAUCCUAAUGUACUGGAUUCCGCACUUGAAGCGGCUCGCGUCCUUUACUCACUUCGAGAAGUUCCUUUUGUUCUUCCAGAAAAAAUGAACUUAGUUUUCACGGCAGCAGUUCACAGCAAAGAGAUGAAUUUAUCGAGAAACUUCCCGCUUCUCUUCUAUUAUGCCAAGACACAUCCAUUUUCUCCAAAAUUACGUGAGUAG